AUGUCAGAACUUGAAUCAAAUAUCUCUACUUCGAUAGAUGAAUUCAUCAGAAUUUCUAAUGAGAUUGCAAAGUCUAUUGAGUCAUCAAAAGAUCUUUCAGAAAAUCAAAUACUUCCAAUUCAAUCAAAAUUAGAUGUGGUUUUAUCUCUAUCUGAAUCAUUAUUGAAGUCGUCUAACUCAAUCAAUCAAUAUUUACCUCUUUCAAAUGAAGUACGGGAUAUAGUAGAGGCAACAGCUUCAAAUUUAUGGAAUAUAAGUAGUAUCACCUCUCGUGUAAUUGACAGCCAAAAGAUUCAAUUAUUUCUUUGUCAAGUUAAAUUAUUUGCUUUGGUUCUAUUACAAAUCUAUGAUCGAUCUAACUUUGAUCAUUCUAAGUUAUUUAGAUCUACUAAUUGUGCCAUCAAACUCUUUUCAUCUUGUAUAGAUUUUCAAUUUAAUGAUGUGGCUAAAAAAGUUCAGACUUAUGGUGAAGCUUCAAUCGCAAGAUUGAUUGAAUUAGAUAAAGAUGAUAAACUUGGGAAAGAAGAUAAAAGUAAGAUAUAUGAAAAUACUCUGAAAAUGUUAAUACUAAGUAUGAAUCAUUCCUUAAUUAUAAAGGAUUAUGUGAUGACAAAACUUUAUGAAACAAAAUUAGACAAGAUAAAUUUAGCAAAACAUGCAAAAGUUGAAUUCUUAUCUGAUUGCAGUCGUUAUUUAUUUAAUGGCUCUUUGGAAUUAUAUGAACAUGAAAAUUUUGAGAAAGCUCUGGAAAUUGUUUCUUAUUCUAUAAAGUAUUUACAAGUCAAUGAUUUGAAUUACAAAGCAGUUAUCAACGACUAUGAUGAACGAUUAUUUCAGAGUUAUCUUUUGUAUAUUAAAUGCUUACAGAAAGUACCUAACAGUUCCAAUAAGGUUCAGGAGAUCCUAAAGUAUCUAAUGGAAAACUUCAGCAAUAGAGUUGAAGUUUAUAUUUUGAAAUUAGAAGAAUAUCAGGAUUUUGAAGAGUCGGAAAUUAAGGAUCUUGUUAUGACACUAGUGGUGAAGGUUCCAUUAGAAAAUAAUCUUGAAAAGAUUCUUGGUCUAUUAAGAAAUAUUUGUCAGAAAAGCAUUUACGCAGUUAAUAAGUGUAUGGAUUAUAUGCUUACGAAACUCGAUCCCAUUAAAUCACACGACCAAUUAGAGCUAAUAGUAUCAACGAAAGUAUACUUCAAUACCAAUAUAAUUAAUCUGGCAAAGACCAUCGUUGAGUUAAAUUCAUUUUUAAAAUUGGCUGAGAGAACUUUCACCAAACUGAUCUCUCAAUCCUCUAGGUCAAGUAUAGUCACAUUAAUUUGGAAUCAAGGUACAAAAUCUCUUAAAGCUCAGAAAUACUCUGUUGUCAUUGAAUGGUAUAAUCUUUGUCUUUCUCGUAUAUUGGUUGAUGAAAGGGAUGAAGGAGAUGAAAAUGGUAAAAUUAUAAGAUCUCUUCAAAAUAGUCAUUUCUUACUUAAUAAUUAUCAAAGUGCCAUAGAUUGUGUGGAACAAAUGAAUGAAAAGCAUAAAAGCAGUAUCUUAACACAAUAUAAUCUCUUUCGGUGUUAUAUUAAACUAAAUAAUGUUGAUCUUGCUAUAGAAACUAUAGAAAGAAUGUCUUCAAGAGAGGAUCCACUUAGUGUUGUAACAUUAGCGGUAUGUGUAAUUGAAUCCAAAGGUAUUUUACCAACAUCAAUGUCAUUGAAUCUAAUGUUCAAGUUAUUGUCGUUGGUAAUGAAUGAUGAUAAUUACAAGAAUGAAAGUUCAACUGGUUCUGAUUAUGUCGUUAUCCCAAUCGCCAUUCGUUGUACCAUUGUGAUGGUUUUAAAAGGGUGUGAAAAUGAAUCAGAUACAUCGAUCAUUUCCAAACAUUUCGCGUCUUUGUUAGAAAUCUUCACUAAAAGUUUACUGGUUGCGAAAAAAAAUUCGAGUAAUAAAGUCAAAAAAUCACAGAAGUUCACAGUAGAUGAUUUAGAAUGGCUUAGUAGUAAAGCUUACAAUAUUGCUUGUACCGCUGUAAAGCAUAAUCAAUCUUCAACAUGUUUAUCAUUUGCUCAAUUUGCCAAAAGUUUUAUAACUCUAAUUCCUCAUGAUAUAGGUGCUCAAAAGUUGAUAGAAUUACAAAUUUGGGAUAUCAAAUCUAAUAUCCUAAUCAUGUUAGCAACUAUAUUGAAAGGAUCGGAAACUUCUUGGAAUGAAAUCAGAGAAGCAGCCACUAAAGAUUUCGAAUCUAUUAACAGAUUGUUAACAUCUAAUGAGAUUGGCGAGAAUCAACUUGAAGACUGCAAAAGCUGUCGAAUCCAAUUAAUAUUAUUUCGAUUUCAAGCAGAGUUGGAGCUGGGAUUGUCAGAUAAUCUUCAUGGUAUAUUAGAACAAGUUCCCACUGAAGAUAAAGUAUUAGACUUUACCAUCUAUAGUACGAUAGUUGCCCUUGUAUUGAAAUCCAAUAGAAACCAGGUGAAAUAUAAAUUGUUAAGUGAAAUCAUUAUUAAAAGUCUAGAAUUGGGAUCUAACUUCAGCCUUAUUCUGAUUUGGAUUCGGAAAUUGUUUGAAGAUCAUUCAUUGACAGGGGAAAAUCAUGAACUAGUCAUCUCUCAUUUGAUAUCGAUUUUGAAAUGUUUAGAUCAAGAAGAGACAUUUCCUCCUUUUGAGAUUGACUGGUUAGCUUCAACAUGUUGGAAUCUGGGAGUAACUAACAUAAUGUAA
Molecule: messenger RNA, 2697 nt
Organism: Scheffersomyces coipomensis
Lineage: Eukaryota; Fungi; Ascomycota; Pichiomycetes; Serinales; Debaryomycetaceae
Gene: SPO22
Product: Spo22p
Exons: 2
Coding region: 1-2697 (898 amino acids)
Biological process (GO): regulation of synaptonemal complex assembly; meiotic cell cycle
Molecular function (GO): protein binding
Source: RefSeq, a predicted model, not a curated record